This is a messenger RNA of Arabidopsis arenosa, 323 nucleotides long. Lineage: Eukaryota; Viridiplantae; Streptophyta; Magnoliopsida; Brassicales; Brassicaceae. The record is from the annotation of a GenBank genome assembly.
UAGGUUUCCACCAAACUCUUUCUUUGAUUGCUUCAAUGGCGUCGUCGCUUCUGGACCCACCGGCGGCUAGCCACCGUCAGUCAAACCGUGUUUCUAAUCACCCGAAACUCCUUUUCGCCGCCACCGAUAGGUCAGAUCGGAGAGCCGUGCCUCGAUUCCUUGACGCACGAACCGUGUUGACGACGCUGACUCUCGUCUAGGUAUGUUAUUGUUUGCACGAGUGCCUUCUUGAAUCAUCAUGAAACCCUAAAUCUGAAUCUUCUGGAUCUGUUCGAUUUCCAAGAUAUCCCCAAGAUUGAGGGGAAUAUAUUCAAGCCUUAGCA